This is a messenger RNA of Boeremia exigua, 2155 nucleotides long. RefSeq names its product kinase-like domain-containing protein. The record is from RefSeq and is a predicted model, not a curated record. Gene Ontology annotation, biological process: protein phosphorylation. Bases 249 to 1658 code for a protein of 469 amino acids. Gene Ontology annotation, molecular function: ATP binding; protein kinase activity. Lineage: Eukaryota; Fungi; Ascomycota; Dothideomycetes; Pleosporales; Didymellaceae. The transcript has 4 exons.
ACACGCCGCGGUCGCCUCCCGAUCAGGCACGCAGUCCUUGCUACAGCACGUCCAGCCGGAAUCCAAUAGACGCUGUCCUCCAUUGGGACACUGCCGUGAUUGGCGACCCAUCAGUCGACCCAUCCUCGGGCGGCAACUCGAAACCACGUCCAGCCACGCUCACCUGCGCCUGAAACCGCACAUCGUUACUGACGCUCGCCCUCCCAACUCCUUUCUUCACAGCGUCGACAGCGCUGCACACAGCCGCCAUGGCCGACCCGUUCGCCCCCAAGACGAUGAAGCGGAAGAACAAGAAGGGCCUUGCCCUGAGCGCACCCCCACCAAAGCCAGUGGCCUCGGAGAGCGAUUCACAGGGACCAGGCAAUGCGAAGGAGGAGACGCUUGAAAUCGGCGUCGAGUUCCAGCUGGACUUGAAGGCAGAGGAUCUGAUUGUUCUGCGGGAGCUUGGAUCCGGAAACGGAGGCACAGUCAGCAAGGUCCAGCAUGCUGCUACUAAGGUCAUCAUGGCGAGGAAGGUCAUCCACGUCGAGGCCAAGAACGAGGUCCGGAAACGCAUCGUGCGAGAGCUGCGCAUUAUGCACGAGUGCAACUCGCCCUACAUUGUCGACUUCUACGGCGCCUUCCAGAAUGACUCUGGAGAUGUCAUCAUGUGCAUGGAGUACAUGGAUGUGGGUGCCCUUGACUGGGUUUCUCGCCAGUUUGGCCCCGUACGCGUCGAUGUCCUCGGAAAAAUCGCAGAAGCCGUGCUCGGCGGUCUCAGCUACCUUUACAGCGCCCACCGCAUCAUGCACCGCGACUUGAAGCCAUCGAACAUUCUUGUCAACUCGAAAGGCCAGAUCAAGCUCUGCGAUUUCGGCGUUUCUAGCGAACUCGAUGGAUCCAUUGCCGAGACUUUUGUAGGGACAGGCACAUACAUGGCCCCUGAGCGUAUUCAGGGUUCACCUUACACCGUCAAAUCGGACGUAUGGAGUGUCGGUCUUAGCAUCAUGGAGCUAGCUAUUGGCAAGUUUCCUUUCUCAGGAAGCGCCGAUGACGACGAUGCUGGAGGCCCUCAGGGUAUCCUUGAUCUUUUGCAGCAGAUCGUUCUUGAGCCUGCGCCGAAGCUGCCAAAGAGCGAUGCGUUCCCUUCCAUUUUGGAAGAUAUGGUUGCCAAGUGCUUGCUGAAAGACCCCAAGGAGCGACCGACGCCCAAGGAGCUUUAUGACCACGAUGCGUUCCUCCAGGCUGCGAAGCGCACACCGGUCGACCUCGAAGCAUGGGCGACUAGCAUGCUCGAACACAACAAGCGCAAGUCACAUCUCACCUCCUCCGUACCGUCCGGCAGCAUUCGCGAGAAGCUGCAGAAUCAGGAACCCGCGCCGAGGCGAGGUUCUGCGGAUAUCAGACAGCAAGGGCCGCCGUCGAGGAGAGGAUCCGCUGAUGUCAGGCAAGACGGACAAGCGCCACCGCGUCCCGCCUACCCUCAACGCACGUCGAGCAGCAUCAGCCAACACAGCCAAUCAAACAGCCAGUCGAGUCAAAGCGGACAAAUGUCCCUCCCCAUGCGACCGGCGCCACACGUAUCAAACGGGUCCAAUUCGAGACCUCAGUCAAGAGGUCCACCGCUCAAUGGCGGGCUGCCACCCGCUCCGAGGAGAAUGUACAGUGAUGUGCAAUAGCCUACUCUUUUGCAUCGGAACCGUUCUUUCAGUGACACCUUUUUACGCAUGUUUCGAACAAUGCUGGGCAUUUCUGGGGUUACCUGUGCAUGUACUGAGUGUACAGUUCAAAUUUGGAACUUUUGAUGGGGCGAGAUGUAGAAGGAUGUACGGCUUGGAGCAAAUUCAUUGGAGCAUCAAUUUACGACUCCUCCACUCGACUGUACACUUUCGUUGAAACUUUACCAAUCACAGCACGCAGUGCUUAUGUCGCGCUUACCUUCGGCAGUCACGACGGGAGUAAAAGCCUCGCACCGAGAAGCAAGGUGACAGUCUAUGUACGACAAAGAGGCAUCACCAAACAACUACCCCGACUCAACAUGAUCAUAUCGCAUGCGACAGGAAUGCUACAGUAGCAGCUGACAUAUGCAAGAUCGCAGCAUCGUCACGAUCUAGAUAUUUGUCUGAAGUUCACUGUCAGCGGCCUGGCACUCCACGGCACACUGCGGCACGUCCUU